GGAACACAAAGUAAGCUUGUUGUGUUACAAUGGCGACUGCAACUUCUACCCCGGCCGGCCAAAGAAUGAGCACCCGCGCGACCGGCGGCAGCACUCCUCUGAGCCCCAGGAGGAUAACAAGACUGCAAGAAAAGGAGGAGCUGAGCAACCUGAAUGACCGCUUGGCCGUUUAUAUCGAUAAGGUUCGGAGCCUCGAGUCCGAGAACAGCGUGCUUUACCUGCAGAUAUCCGAGAAGGAGGAGGUCAGGAGCCGAGAGCUGUCCGGUUUGAAGACGCUGUACGAGUCCGAGCUCGCCGACGCGAGGAGGUCUCUCGAUGAUACUGCCAAGGACCGCGCAAGGCUGCAGAUUGAACUGGGAAAGCUCAAGACCGAGCAUGACCAGUUACUCCAGAACUAUGCCAAGAAAGACACCGACCUGGCGGUUUCGCAGGCCCGGCUGAAGGACGUGGAGGCCCUGCUGAACACUAAGGAGGCCAGCCUCAACACUGCCCUCUCUGAGAAGAAAGGCCUGGAGGGCACACUGGCUGACAUGCAAGCCCAGAUACAAGAGCUGGAGGUGAGCCUGGCCUCUGCCAAGAAGCAGGUGGGUGAGGAGACUCUGCUGAGGGUGGACCUGGAGAAUCGUUGCCAGAGCCUGGUGGAGGAGCUCGACUUUCGCAAGAACAUGUUUGAGGAGGAAAUUAAGGACACUCGGCGCAGGCACGAGACCAGGCUGGUGGAGGUGGACUCGGGUCGGCAGAUGGAGUACGAGUUCAAGCUGGCCCAGGCCCUGUCCGAGAUGCGCCAGCAGCAUGACGACCAGGUCAAGCUCUACAAGGAGGAGAUGGAGCAGACGUACAUGGCCAAGCUGGAAAACGUGCGUCUGUCAUCGGAGAUGAACAGCAGCUCGGCCAGCAUGGCGCGCGAGGAGCUGAGAGAAUCUGUGCUGAGAGUGGAGAGCCUGGCUGCACAGCUGGCCAGCUUGCAGAAAGAGGCUCGAAGCUGGCAGGAGCGCAUCAGUGAGCUGGAGGCGGCCCUGUCCCACGAGAAGGACGUGAGCCGCAGGAUGCUGGCGGACAAGGAGCGCGAGAUCGCUGAGAUUCGGGCCAAGAUGCAGCAGCAGCUGGACGAGUAUGAGCAGCUGCUGGACGUCAAGCUGGCCCUCGACAUGGAGAUCAGCGCCUACAGGAAGCUGCUGGAGGGAGAGGAAGAGAGGUUGAAGCUGUCCCCCAGCCCAUCGUCUCGCGUGACAGUGUCACGGGCCUCGUCCAGCCGCAGCGUGCGCACCACCCGCGGGAAGCGGAAGCGCGUGGACGUGGAGGAGUCGGAGGCCAGCAGCAGUGUUAGCAUCGCCCAUUCAGCCUCCGCCACUGGCAACGUGUGCGUUGACGAGCUCGAUGUGGAUGGCAAAUUUAUCCGAUUGCACAACACGUCUGAGCAGGACCAGCCUAUGGUGGGAUUUGAGAUGACCAGAACUAUUGGAGAUGUUUCUGCUACCUACAAGUUCACUCCCAAAUAUCUCCUCAAAGCUGGUCAGAAAGUCACUAUCUGGGCAUCCAAUGCAGGGGUGAGCGCCAGCCCUCCCACUGACCUCAUCUGGAAGAACCAGAGCUCCUGGGGCACAGGAGAAAACGUAAAAGUGGUCCUAACCAAUCCCCAGGGAGAGGAAGUGGCUGUAAGGAGUACAGUAUACAAGACUGCCACAGUAGAGGAGGAGGAAGAGUAUGAUGAGGGAGUCGAAGUUGUUGAGGAAGAGCUUUUCCACCAGCAGGGCGAUCCACGGGCUACCAAGAAAGGUUGCUCAAUCAUGUGACCACAGCAUGAAACGCUGUCACCCUGCUCCUUCACUACAGCCAGUCUCACCUGCCAACUUUACAAACACCUCAGAACUAUUUUUAUAUCACUAGUGUAUUAUAAACUGAGUGAAGUCUCUUUUUUUUUCUUUUUUUCUUUUUUUCCCCCCCCCCCUUAGUUUUAAAUGAUUGUAAACUGAGUUUUUGUAUGUGAAGUCAUAAAAUGACACUUGCUUUGUAUGAACCAAAUGUUUGUGUGAUCAGUGGAGGACUGAGGGCUCAGGCAGUUGGCCAGCUUAUUGCAAAAUCACCCUGUCCUCCAGGUGCUGUCAUUUUUACCUUUUAUGUACAUCUCCAUUUUCUUUUUUUAAGGAUAGCAUUUUAGUCCUGUUUAUAGAAAAGUAACAAUUUUGUACUAGUUUUCUAGUUUUUAGCUGGAGAGGUUGUUGCAUAUUUCACAGUAUAGACAGACAUGACUGGGGGGGGGGGGUUUAAAAAAAAAAAAAGUUUAAUCACUUUUGAAGAGUGAACUGCCAUGUGCACACAGCCUCGUUGGUGUUUUGUCAGGGCUAUCACCAUCAUGCAGGACCCUGCGCUGCACUACGGGGGGGUCAGUCUAGUCUCUGACAAUCGUCAGAUAAAUAGCAGUAACAAUUGGGCAGACUUUCCUUAGCUGAUUCUUGCUGUAAACCCCUCAGUAUUAUUGUGCUGACUAACAACGUUCAGCUGUGUUUGUUGUGCUGUUUUUCCAUCAUUAGUAUUGUAUACAACUCAUGCCUCUCCAGCCUGGAGGGCUACUGUUUUGAGUCACUGAACAUACCAGUAUACACUGAGAAUAACUCCCUACAAAUGUUAAAUUGAUAAGUUCGAGCCAUUACAAUGAAGCUAGAGUAAUGAUCUCCUUGAGCCACUGUACUACCAGCCGUUUAUGUAUGCACUAUAUAAAUUGGCCAUGAAGUAUGUUUUGGUGAUCUGAGACAAUAAUCUGCUUAUGCAGCCAUGUAUCUGUCAAGUAUGGAAUAAUUUACCUCUGAUUGAUUGAAUUGUCCUUUUUGUCCAUCUUAUCUGACUAGUCUUAUGCCUACAUUUUGAUUUCAUUUUUUCUUAGAAUUGUGGGUUGUCACUUGCAUGCUUAUUUUUGCUGUAUCCUCUUUGAAACGUUCAAUAAAUUUUGUUGUAUUUUCUAUCUGG
This is a messenger RNA of Electrophorus electricus (electric eel), 2964 nucleotides long. It is a transcript of the gene lmnb1, whose product is annotated as lamin B1. Gene Ontology annotation, cellular component: nuclear envelope; nuclear lamina. Gene Ontology annotation, molecular function: structural constituent of cytoskeleton. Gene Ontology annotation, biological process: nuclear pore localization; nuclear envelope organization; nuclear migration. Lineage: Eukaryota; Metazoa; Chordata; Actinopteri; Gymnotiformes; Gymnotidae. The record is from RefSeq and is a predicted model, not a curated record.